Pseudomassariella vexata is the source of this 2018-nucleotide messenger RNA. RefSeq lists its product as uncharacterized. Lineage: Eukaryota; Fungi; Ascomycota; Sordariomycetes; Amphisphaeriales; Pseudomassariaceae. Gene Ontology annotation, molecular function: DNA-binding transcription factor activity, RNA polymerase II-specific; zinc ion binding. The transcript has 5 exons. The coding region runs from base 426 to 2018 and encodes 530 amino acids. The record is from RefSeq and is a predicted model, not a curated record. Gene Ontology annotation, biological process: regulation of DNA-templated transcription.
GAUCCUUUACCCUGAGCCCAUUGGAUCAUCAUCACCAGCGUAUUUCCACUGCCACAGCCACUCCUUACUCAAGAAAUUCCUGGUAAGGAACUGGUAAGGAAACAAGCCAGCAUGCAACUCAGCCACUCUGGGAUCUCGCAGCCCCCAAUUUCUGGCCUCCAACCGGAGACCUCACUGCAGUUGAGCAUUGAAUGAAAUCUGCGCUGUCCCGAUUGAGACAUACAAAGGGCGCGGAUAAUUCCCGAUAUCCUUCUGAAAUGAGAGCCGAAAUCUCCGGAUAAUCAGGCAGCCAUUCAGCUCGCGCAUCCAAGUCGCCACCGCAACAGAAGCUGAGACAAGUCAACGUUAACAUCAAGCUGAAAGGCGCGGCUGACAUUGGCCCCACGACGGAGGUUUCUGAUCUCCAGCUAAAGUCACCAACUAAGAUGGCCCCGCGGCCUAAGCCUAAUCGCCACAUUUCAUUACCAUCUCUAGACGUUCCCCGAAGCCGUAGCGUGAGUGACCGCAGCGACCGAAGCGAUGGAACUAGCAGUCAGCAAAGUGGCGAGCCGAGUACCCAGCCGGCUUGGAAGCGUGCUAGCAAACCCAAAGUCCGCACUGGUUGUAUUAGCUGCAAGAAACGUCACGUAAAAUGUGAUGAGCGCAAACCACAUUGUCUCAAAUGUGACAACAUGAACAUAGAUUGCGAAGGAUAUGUGCAGCCAAAACCCUCCAAGGCUGUGUCAAGGGCCGAGAGGCUGUUGCUUCCCAAGGCGGGGCCUGCUCCUUUACUCGCGAAAUCUACUGUCAAUUCUGAAUUCCAGCCAGCUGGCGUCCAACCCCCCCUUCUGUUAUCUCCUGGGCUCGGUUUUGAGAUUGGUGACGAUGAUGGCUGUAUUGGAGCGUACGCAAGAGCUCUCAUCGACCUCACGAAUGAUUACCCCUGGAUUACUUCCGCAGAUCGUCCAUGGUGGCCCGCCUCAGUCGUUAAUCGGCAUCAUCAGGCUGCAUUGAGUCACCAUUCCAAAGCGUUGUCCUACCUUCGUCAGGACAUCGAGGUCAAUGGCGUCGAUAGUCGUACCACCAUGGCAGUAACAUUACUAUUCAUCGUCUUCGAGAACACGCAGGGAACUACCAUGCAGCUGGCCGUCUCAUACGCUCGGGGAUCAAGCUCCGCAAACAUCCCUUUUCCUCACUGCAAGUCUGCCUACCAUCUACUCUUGGACGAAGACGAUCUACCAACCGACGAAGAGAAUGUACCCAACGAGUAUACAAUUCAAGCCACCACUCCCCAUUCCUUCCAGCAUGCCCAUGCGAUAUUGGAGACGAUCCUACCGUCGCUCGGCAAAUUCUACGCUAAAGCCGUCUGGCAUAACUUGCACUCGAGCUACGAGUUCGACGAGGACGACAUGACCCGGGAACAAGCCCUGCACCUAGCCAAGGUACGAGGCUUCGGAAAUCUUGUCAUCGCUCUGAAAGCAGCAGAAACGGACGGGGCACAACUGCAAGGCCUGUCUUUCAUGACGAUGCAUCACCAGGUCGCUACAAUCUUCCUCUCGAGUUGCCUCGACCGGACCGAAACCACAUACGACCACUUCACGUCGCAGUUCGAGGAAAUCGUAUCCGAAGCCAGACAGUAUUUCCGACUCCCCGCUAUGGGCAACAAGUCGGGUUUCACCAAUGAAAACGGACUGCUGCCGCUCUUGUCAUUCGUCGUAGCCAAGUGUCGAGUGCGGCGGACGCGUCUCGCGGCGCUGGAUAUGAUCCGACGGUCGACAUGGCGUGAAGGACCGUGGGACGGGACCAGCCUUUCGAACGCUAUGGAUGGGCUUAUGAAGCUUGAGGGCCAGAUGCCUUUUGAGGAUCAGAGCGGGUAUGUUGAUGACUUCUUCGAUUGCGUACCGCCUCCUGAGUCACGAUAUACGUGGACGAAUAUUUUCUGGGACUUUGAGAGGCGCCAGAUGACUAUGGAAUACACCAAGAUUCUGCCUAAUGAUCAGGGUGAGUUUGAGAAGGUUAAGUGCGUGAUGAGCAGGUAA